UGUUGGUGCCUGCUUCCUCAAUGGCUGCUCCAGACUCCUCAAUGCUGGGAAAACAGCUCACUUGUUCGAUCUGUUUAGAUUUCUUCAAAUCUCCUGUAACAUUAACCUCUUGUGGACAUAACUUUUGUAAAGGAUGCCUCGAACACUUCUGGGAGAUGAUUCACAUCCACAGUUGCCCACAAUGCAAGGAAAUAUUUGAUUCAGACCUGCCUCCCCAGGAGAAUGCCGCUUUGAAUGGACUGGUGGAAAAAUGGAAAGACGGGAUGAUUGAACCUCAAGAGCUUGAAGGCAAAGUUGGACAAGAGACUGAGGUUCUGGAACAAAGCUGUCAAUCUGAAGCAAGGGCUAAAUUGGAAACAAGUAAGGAAUGUGAGCAAGAGCUAACUUGUAAACCACUAGACACUGAGACUGAGUGUAAGGCAAUUGAAAAUGAACAAAGUGAUGAGAUUGUCACUGAUCUCGAUGAAGUGGCCUGCGACUCCUGCAUUGAUAAAAAGUUAAAAGCUGUAAAGUCCUGCCUGACUUGCAUGGUGUCCUACUGUGAAAUUCACCUGAGGCCUCACCUUGAAAAUUCAGCCUUUAAAAAUCAUAAACUGAUUCACCCAAUGAAAAACAUCGAACAGGGAAAAUGCUGUGUGCAUGAGCAGUAUCUAGAUUUUUUCUGUAAAAAUGAUCAGUGCUGCAUCUGUACGGAGUGCACAGUGGAGAAACAUGUAAACCACGAGAUAAUCUCUGUGGCAAGGGCGAAGACUGAAAAGGAGAAUGAACUUCGAGAAACCAAGAUCAAUGUCGACAAGAAAAUUAAGGCAGUGGAGAAUGCUAUUGAGAAACUUCAGAGCAACAUUUCCUGCAUCUUUAAUUCGGUAUCAGAAGUGAAAUCCAAUGUUGAAAAGCAGUUCAAGGACCUCACGGAGGCUGUUCAAGUUGCACAGAGAGAGGUGCUUGGUUUUUUGGACGAAAGUGAACAAAAGUCACUGAAGCAGGCCAGUGGGAUCCGAACUCACCUGGAAAACAAUAGCAUACAGCUGAAUAAGACCAAGCAACAAGUGGAAGCCCUGAUGAAGUUGAAGAAUAGGGUGCAGUUUUUACAGGAAUUUUGUGAAUGGAAGAAAAGCAAACCUGAUGAUAUGCUGCCCAGUGUGUACAUUGGCUUGAUCGACAAACUUGCCGGAAUUAGUGCUGCUGUUUCAGAAUCAACAGAAAACAUUAAACAAUUGCUACAGACCUCCUACAAAGAGAAGUUGAAUGCAUAUUCAAAAGAAGAGCAACUGGGAUUUAAGACAACAGUGGCUGUGAUAUGUGCUUUAAAAUAUGGCCGACGUGAAAAGCAACCAAAGACAAGGAAUGAUUUUCUAAAAUAUGCUGCUACUUUGGCAUUUGACCAGAAUACAGCCCACAGAUAUCUUCGCUUCAUCAAUGACAAUCUCAAGGUCUCCAACACUUCGCCCUGGCUGCAGCAGUAUCCUGAUCACCCUGAGAGGUUCGAACACUGGCGGCAAGUGCUGUGCACAGAGAGUUUUUACAUGGGCCGAUGUUACUGGGAAGUGGAGAUCAGCGGAGAGGGGAGCCAUGUUGGCAUGACUUACAAAAGCAUUGAUAGAAAAGGAGACAAAAGCAGUGGCUGCAUCACAGGCAAUGAUUUCUCCUGGUGUAUCCAGUGGACAGGUAAAGAAUUCUUAGUCUGGCAUGGUGGUGUGGAAAUGCCAGGGAAGGAUGAGAAGUUCAGCAGGAUAGGAGUGUACUUAGAUUAUCAAAACAACAUCCUAUCAUUUUAUGGUGUUAGUGAAACUAUGAACUUGAUACACAAGUUUGAAUCUUCAUUCACAGAACCAUUAUGUCCUGCAUUUUAUCUUGCAAAAAAAGAAGCAUCAGUUUCUCUGCUUUUACUUGAUGUAGAAGCUGCGCAGAAUACAAAAUAGAUAUAAAAUCAAUUUUAGGCUUGUAUUUAAUGGUGCAGUAUUCUCCCCCUUUAGCUCUACACAUUGAGUUCAAUUUCACAUCACACACCAUAAGCUCACAUUCACCUCACCUGUGAGAACAGCAGUAGUUCAAAGAGGAAAUGGUCAGUGAAGUAGAGUAUUGCAGCAGUUAAGUGAUUGAUCUGAAAAUACUAUUUCUUUAAGUACCAUCUCUCUAAAAUCGAUCCCACCUUGAUGAUAAAUAAUUGAAUUACACAAGCAACAGAAGCAGGCCAUGCAACUCCUCAAGCCUCCUCUAUAACAACUCUUAUAUUUAGGGUAUCUUUCACUCAUGUUUCCAGCUUUUCAUUUUCUCAUAUUUGCAAAGUGUCUGCUGUUUUGUCUCUUCAUUUGUUGUGUGAUGAAUAUUUUUCAACAACUGGGCAGCACGGUGGCACAGUGGUUAGCACUGCUGUCUCACAGCGCCUGAGACCCGGGUUCAAUUCCCGACUCAGGCGACUGACUGUGUGGAGUUUGCACGUUCUCCCCGUGCCUGCGUGGGUUUCCUCCGGGUGCUCCGGUUUCCUCCCACAGUCCAAAGAUGUGCAGGUCAGAUGAAUUGGCCAUGCUAAAUUGCCCAUAGUGUUAGGUAAGGGGUAAAUGUAGGGGUAUGGGUGGGUUGCGCUUCGGCGGGUCGGUGUGGACUUGUUGGGCCGAAGGGCCUGUUUCCACACUGUAAGUAAUCUAACCUAAAAAAAAGUAAUCUAAUCUAAAAAAAAACUGCUCCAGUCAACCAGACAUUAUAAAAUGAUAACCAAUUCUUACUAUUAAGGUGUAAAUGACGUUUUUUAAGAAUGAGAGCAAAUAGUAAAAGGACUAAAUUCUGUUCUGCUUCCCAUUUAUUUCUUCUUCCUAUGUUUCACAUGGUUCAGGGUCCAGAAAUUUUUCCUUAAUUUGGGAGUUAAAAUUCUGCUGUGUCCAGAUGGAUAAAGGCAUGGUGUAGUAGUGGUUGGUGAUAACUGUUAAAGUCGGUGAUGACACAUUAGGAUGGUUUUGGUAUACAGAAAUGUGAUCCUCUAUGCAAAUGGAUACAAGGAUCUUCCAGAAUCAGGUUUUGAGGAGACUUGAGUUUUGGGCACUUAGCUCACAGCCUACUAUGCUGUUUGUUGUAUUCUGUUCUGAUGUUAAAAGUAGACUGAGACAAGACUUCAGGAAUAAGUAAUUAAACCUCUCAAAAACCAGAGGAGUUUGGUCAUGUGACAUUGUCCAUGCCUAUGACAAUUAGUUUAAUUAGGCAAAUUUCUACGCCUCUUCUUAAAGCCCAUCAUUCACUCCAGGGAUUAGCUAUGGCCAUUAGCAUCGCUGCAGGCAUAAUGCCUAGUUAUUACAAACCAAAUUAUCUUUGCUAAGAAAUGACAUGCUUUGGAAUAAUUCUAGGCAGAAUGGGCAAAUCACCAAUUCUACAACUAGUCUGAUGAUUUGAAAUUGUUUUGUUCUAAAACGAUGGAGUAAACCAUCAACAGACAUGUUUGCUUACCUGCACCUACAUGUGAAUUUCUUGACACUGAAACAAAUUACAGAUUUUGCUAAAUGACAUUUUAGUGAGUUUUGAGAAGGUUUGUAGCUCAGGUUGAGAUUCUGGAUAUAGGUUUGCUCGCUGAGCUGGAAGGUUCAUUUCCAGACGUUUCGUCACCCUACAAGGUAAAAUCUUCAGUGGGCCUCAGGUGAAGCACUGUACAUGAUUCCUGCUUUCUAUUUAUAUGUUUGGGUAUUUUUGGGUUGGUGUUGUCAACUCGGCACUGCCCUCCUGACCUGUCCAUCGUCUUUCCCAUCUAUCCACUCCACCCUCCUCUCCAACUUAUCACCCUCACCCCCACCUUCGUCUACCUAUCACAUCCCCAGCUACCAUCCCCCCCCCACCUAUCCCCCUCCCAUUUAUCUCUCUUAGCUCCCCCCCACCCCCCAGCCCACAAGCCUCAUUCCUGAUGAAGGGCUUAUGCUCAAAACAUUGAUUCUCCUGCUUCUCGGAUGCUGCCUGACCUGCUGUGGUUUUGAAGCACCACGCACUCAACUCUGAAUGCUGGAUCUAAAGUUUGAGUGCACAGUUGUGCUAUGUAACUUGCUUCAGUGUACCUGUGUAAAAUGAAAUUAAACCAAAUGACUUACUUAUGUGCUGAUACAUUAACAUGCUUGAUCCCACAUUCCCCUUGUUUCUUUUCUUUUAAUUGAGGUAAGAACCUACCUGAAAUAAGCAGUUGCUAACCGUUCCUUUUUUAAGGCUCAUU
Hemiscyllium ocellatum (epaulette shark) is the source of this 4183-nucleotide messenger RNA. Its product is annotated as tripartite motif-containing protein 16-like protein. The coding region runs from base 21 to 1919 and encodes 632 amino acids. NCBI's taxonomy places the organism in Eukaryota, Metazoa, Chordata, Chondrichthyes, Orectolobiformes, Hemiscylliidae. The record is from RefSeq and is a predicted model, not a curated record. Gene Ontology annotation, molecular function: zinc ion binding; protein binding. The transcript is spliced from 6 exons.